Molecule: messenger RNA, 886 nt
Organism: Anopheles aquasalis
Lineage: Eukaryota; Metazoa; Arthropoda; Insecta; Diptera; Culicidae
Product: mitochondrial inner membrane protease subunit 2
Cellular component (GO): mitochondrial inner membrane peptidase complex; membrane
Molecular function (GO): serine-type endopeptidase activity
Source: RefSeq, a predicted model, not a curated record
AAAGUCGAAAGAAACACGGAUCAUUCUGCCGCGAAAUCCUGUCCGUGAAUUCUGGGUGGAAAAUCGGCCUCGCGGAGGAAAUUCUUGUGUUCAAAUUGUCCUCGAGCGAUGGUGGAAAGUGCCAGGGACUAGUGCUAAGGUCGCAAUGCGAUUUCCCACCUUCCUGAAGUCGUUGCUGCUCGGUGUUCCGGUUGGAGUUACGCUCCUGGACUGCGUCGGAUAUGUGGCGCGAGUCGAGGGGGUCUCAAUGCAGCCGGCCCUCAAUCCGGACGCCAGCGUGACCGACUAUGUGUUCCUAUCGCGCUGGGCCGUGCGAAACAUGGACGUCCAGCGGGGUGAUAUCAUUUCGCUUAUUUCCCCGAAGGAUCCCAACCAGAAAAUCAUCAAGCGCGUCGUCGCACUACAGGGAGACGUGAUUGCCACGCUAGGAUAUAAGCUCCCGUACGUUAAGGUGCCCGAGGGCCACUGCUGGGUUGAAGGGGAUCAUACAGGCAACUCAUUAGAUAGUAAUACGUUCGGACCGGUUUCACUGGGACUGGUAACGGCUAGAGCGCUUCAGAUCGUUUGGCCACCAUCCCGGUGGCAACCGCUCCCUUCGACCGUACCGCACUCAAGGAUCCCGAUAGCCAUGGGCAAACGUCCGACAACGGUUCCGGCCAGCAAUGGCUCCAAAACUGCCAAUAGUCACGCGGCCAGCAGUAGCGCUAGUAACUCUUCCAUCGCCACUCCCUAAAAGGAACACAACCGACUGAAGAAUCCCCGACUCCACGUUCUCCUCUAGCUACAGGAGCCCCAAACCCACACUUUCCGCAAAUUCUAUCCUUUAUCAUAAACGAAUGCUAGUUCUGUCGCUUUAAAAAGAAUUAUACGAUUUAAUUGAACAGUU